Molecule: messenger RNA, 8596 nt
Organism: Schistosoma haematobium
Lineage: Eukaryota; Metazoa; Platyhelminthes; Trematoda; Strigeidida; Schistosomatidae
Gene: MED18
Product: Mediator of RNA polymerase II transcription subunit 18, variant 2
Exons: 10
Coding region: 7355-8281 (308 amino acids)
Biological process (GO): regulation of transcription by RNA polymerase II; termination of RNA polymerase II transcription; mismatch repair
Cellular component (GO): mediator complex; core mediator complex; XPC complex
Molecular function (GO): single-stranded DNA binding; damaged DNA binding; transcription coregulator activity
Source: RefSeq, a predicted model, not a curated record
GCUUCUUCUAUUCCGUCCACAACCAUUUGAACCAUUUGACUUGCAGACCGACACGAGACCCCGCUAAUUUAGGCGUUUGCGUUACUUCCCUUUCUGUACAGAUACAUAUACGGACAUGUAAUUAAAUAUGGGCCGGAAAAGUGCCACUCUUUCUUGUACACCAAGGCGUUCUACUCGACCAGUUAGGUCAACUGAUGAAGUCCAAAUACCUCCUGAAAAUAAGAAAUCGGUUAAUCCAGCUAAAAAGUCAAGUCGGUCGACCACAAUCAAGAAAAGUGCUUCCAGUAACAAAGAUGAACAUCUAUCCGCUUUGAAUAAGCAUACAAAAAGACGUAGUAAACGAAUUAGUUCAAGAGUAGAAACACAGAAAUCAAGUCUUAAAGGAACAUUGGGUUUGGAGAAAAAAAAUGAAUUGUUCGGAGACGAUAAAGAGUUAUUGACAGAUCGCCACUUUCAAGAUGAGUGUAAUGACAGCGAUUCAAGUGAUUUCGUAUCCCAGUGCUCAAGUGUUGAAAGACCUAAAAGCAAGAGAAAAGGCAAUUUGCGUUUGUUUUCAGAAUUCAAACCUAAGAAUGUGGCUAAAAAACUGAGUAAACCAUUGAGAAACGUUAAUGUAGUUGAAAAAUUUCAAAGUAUUGUAAAUAAUGAUUCAGACGACGAAACAGAAUGGGUUGAAGUGGAUGAUGAGCCAACUAAUGAAUUAGAUUUCAUGCAUAACCUUUUGAAUUUCAGUUCAAAUACUGUACCUUGCGAAGAUGGAGAAAAAAAACCUACAUCACUAACUGUGGCUAUCCCUUUUGAUAAUUUCACUAAAAAACAUUCUAAACAAGAUCCAAAACUUCUCGAGUUACUUGCACUAAAACGCAAACUAAAAGAACAUUACACAUUGAUACAUUCAGUUCAUGUGUUAUGUUUUCUUGCUCAUAGUCGUGUGAUAAAUCGAACUUGUGACAGUUCCUUAUGUUGGGCUUUAGGUAUUUCACUUUUGGCUAAUACAAAUGCAGUGUACAAUCAAAAAACAAAACAGUUUAUCAGAUUAUCAUUGUGGUCAAUUGAACAUGUAGAAGCGUGUCUUGUUUCAUUGUUGUCUUAUCAAGGAAUGCAAUUAUGUACUGAAAAUAAUUCAUGCGGUGAUUAUGAAUACCAGCUUGUUCGUCGUCUUUCAGAGUCGAAAUCAACUGAAAGUGAUUGUCUCAUACUACUUGUUGCAGCUCUUCGUUCUCUUGGAUUCGAUGUACGAAUAAUCAUUGGUCUUCAUCCAAUACCUUUAUUGCCUAGUGAAACAGCGACCAAAAUGCUUACGUCUAAAAGUAAAGAAAUUAAAAGUUCCAAUAAGAGAAAACAUAAUCGAAAAAUCAUUUCUUCAGAUGAAGAAGACAUAUUUGAUACCAAUUUCGAUCAUCAUUAUUAUAAUGAGAAUUCAAAAUCCAGCAUUACUCUGUUUGCUGAAGUAUUUCUACCGAAAUUGAAUCGUUGGGUAUGUAUUGAUCCAUCAUCGCCUACAGGUGUUGUGGAUAAAGUGAAUUUCAAACACGGAUCUUUAUAUGUUGUCGGUGCUUGUUCUGUACGAUCAUCGAGUCCUGAGUUAGUAUCUUAUGUUGGUAGAAAUCCAGUUGACCUGUCUCCUCGUUAUGUUCAGGAUUGGUGUGUUUCUGCUCGUACUCAUCGCAUUCCUGCUGAGAAGUGGAGUAGUUUUCUUGAUAUACAAAGUAGAUUUUUUGAUAAAGAUGCCGUUGAAUAUGAUGCUUUAGUUUCUAAGUUAAAUACAGUCCCAACUUUUCAACGAGAUAAAAAAGAUAAGGAUUCUAUUCAAGAAAAGCUUUUAUCUGAACCUCUACCUAAACGUAUGCAAGACUUUAAGAAUCAUCCACUGUAUGUUCUCCAACGCCAUUUACUUAAAUUUCAAGUUAUUCAUCCACCUGAUUCGAUCCCCUUGGGAUAUUUUCGUAAUGAACCGGUUUAUUCUCGUGAUUGUCUUCAUCUUUGUCAUACCAGAGAAUCAUGGUUAAAAGAGGCUAUGACCGUUCGUCUUCAUGAAAAACCCGCGAAAGUUGUUAAAGCUCGUUUAUCUAUGAAACGUAAGUUGUUACAAGGUUCCGAUUCUGCACCUGCAACUGUUGAAAUAUUCGGUCCAUGGCAAGUGGAACCGUAUGUACCACCGAAAGCUGAAAGUGGUAUUGUCCCACGUAAUGCGCAUGGAAAUGUUGAUUUGUUUAAACCGUGCAUGCUUCCCAUAGGCUGUGCACACUUAUGUCUUUCUGGUAUUCAGUAUAUUGCUAAAAAACUUGGAAUUGAUUGUGCAGAGGCUGUUGUUGGUUGGACAUUUCAUGGUAGUGGUUGGGCUCAUCCAAAUAUAAAAGGUUAUGUUGUCUGUAAAGAGUCUGUACCAGUUCUUAUUGAUGCAUGGCGUACGGAACAAAUGAAUGCAGCAAAAUUAGAGCAUGAAGAACGAAUAGAGCGUGCGCUAAAAAACUGGAAACGAUUAGUUCGUGGACUCUUUAUAUGGCAUCGAGUUAAAGCACAAUUCGCUUUAGCUCCAUUGCAUAAUAAACAAGCUACUAUUGAAAAAUACGAAAAAAACAAAACAGUAAAACAUAAAGAAAUGACUGGCAAAAAAGUUAUUCCAUUGCAUCUUAAAGAAGAGGAAGAGAAAAUUCUUGAAUCAUCAAUUUCUUUAGAUAUCCCGGUCAAAAAUGUUGAAACUGACAAAGGAUGGAUACGUUUAGGUACAGAUGAUAAAGCUCAUUUAUUACCCAAAUUGUUGUCAAUCGCCAAAUCAUGCCCUCCCAAACGUUGUAAUCCUCCUAGAAAAAAGCGUAAUGUAAUUAAAUAUGAAGAAUCUUCAAGUGAAGCAUCGGGUACGGAGAUACCAAGCUCAAAAGAUGAUUCAGCAGAUGAAUUUGUAGAAAAAUUUGAUUCUAGUGAAUAGGAUCUGAAUUAUUCAUUGAGUGAUCAAUAAUUUCAAAAUAGAAAUUCAAUUCGUUUUAAUUAACUUUAAAAAGAAACACUUAAAUAUUUUAACAAAAUAUAAAAUUUUUUUAUGAUUCAUCUUUAUCUUUUACACAAUAACAGUACUCUCAGUUCCAUUAUAUAUAAGUACACAUAACGCCUGGAGCUGUUGUCUGUUCCGAAUGUGAACUAUCUGGUGAGAUAAUUAUCGGUGCAAAUACUAUUAUUCAUCCAAAAGCUCGUAUAUUCUCUGAAGCUGGCCCGAUACAUAUUGGAUCAUAUAGAUAUAUGCAUUUAUAUUCAAUAGAUCUUUAUAAAUUUAUUUAUUUUUCAAGUGAGAUUUUAAACUGUACUUUCGCGCCAAAUCUUUUUAUUUUAAUCAUGUUUAUUACCUUCAUUUAUAUUCAUAUUUUUCUACAUGUAAAAUGCAUUUCCACUUAUAUUGCAUUACACAUUUGAUUAACAUGUACUUUACGUACAAAGAAAUGCAUUAAAGAAUUUUUUUAAGAAUUUCUAUUUGUAACCGUAUUCUGGACUUGAUAUUUUAUAAAGAUAGUAAUUAAUCUGUAAAUUUUGUUAGUAUUAUCACAUUAAAUAUGUACAGUAUUACUAUUAUUAUUGAUGAUUUCUUCUUAAUUACUUGUUGACUGAUGAUGAUGAUUGUGAUUUGUUUAAAUGUGUGUAUGUCUGUUAAACUGUUUAGUAUAAAUCUUAUAGAAUACAAAAUGAUACUUUGAAACUGACCUGACAGCGAGACUAUAAUUUAUGGACGACCUUUGAGCGAUGCUAAAGUGACCCUGAGAGUGUUCACCUAAUAACUAGGGUUAUAAACCAGCGUGCGUAAUUAGAAUUAUGAUUUACAGUUAUUGGUUAGAGUUGGGAAUUACAUUUAGAGUUUUCAUCACGAACUAAUAUAAGCUAUAAUGCCAAAACUCUAUUUAAUCAAAUGGAUGAGUGAAUUUCUCGCUAAAUUCCGAGAUCUGUUAUCUUAUAUCUGAUUGGUUCGUCAAUAAAUUAUAGUCUCGCCGACGUGACAAAUAACCUCAGUGUAUGUAUACUUCUUGCCGCUGAAGUCUUUGUAUAAUGAAUCAAAAAGACGUAUGUUUGUUAUAUACACUAAGUUAUUUUUUCUUUGAUAAAGAUAUUCACAUAUCUAUUGACUAAUGUUUAUCAGCUAUCUGAGUUCUAUUGCGUAAUGAUAAAAAACGGAAACUUUUUCAGGUAUCUGAGUAGUUUCCACAUCUUAACAAUGGUUACAUUUACGGAUUCGUCAAAUUACCACAUUUACUUUUACGUAUAAAAUAUAUUUUUCAACAUAUGAAAAUUAAGUCAGUGAAUCAAUUAUUAACUUAUAAAAUUGACGUGAAUGAGAUCAAUGUUGAAAAAAUCAAACAAACACAUAGAUAUAUGGUGUUAUUCAGAUCAGGAAUUGACCGGAACCGACCUUAAUUUUAAUUGAACCUAUGUUGAAUACUUCUACUAAUUCUUGGAGUUUUGAUAUAUUUUUCGAACUGAAUGCGUGUUUGCUUACGUUUUCGAAAUAACAAAACAUUUUGAUUGGAUAAAUUUGUAAACCUACUAUUUGAUGUUGAAAUCCUAACAUAAUGUUUUUCAUUUAUAUUGAAAAUCAAUGCAGGUUAUUCGAAUUUCUUCCAGUUCGAAUGCUAAGCAGGUCGUUUACUAAGUUGUGAACCGUGUUUAUCGUGAGUACAUUGAUAAAUAUGGUCGCUUCACUUGGUCAAACAAAACUUAUAGAAAUAAUUUUAAGUCUAUAAUAUGAUGUCUAAUGUUCGAGUCCUGUGUGCGAGAUCGUCGAUGCGCACUGCUGAGGAGUCCCAUACUAGGAUGGAACGGACGUCCAGUGCUUCCAGGUUUUCAGUGGUGGUCUAGCUUAGACUAGAUUGUGAAUUAAACUGUGAAAAUACUACAAUCUCCACAAGUGUUUAUAUAUCUCAAUCACAAGAUCUGUCAAACUAAAUCAUUAUGGACAUCAUUAUGGUGUACUUCUAACAAAUCACUUUGUCAUCAUCACAUCAUUUUACAUAGCAACUUACUGUGUUUACCUACAACAGUCCAAAUAUGAACUCCAUUAAAUUAAAUCAUUUAUAUACUACUUCUACCCUGAACUGAUCGGCUUUAGUUUCUUCGUUGACACUUCAAAAUCCUCAAAACUGUGAAGAAUUAGUUGUUCCAAACAUUCUCCGAUUGAUUUUGUAAAUUAUAAGUUGAUGAUGAUGUGAUAUCUUUUAUUUUGUUUUAUGUAGUGUAAUGAAACCGGCUUCAGGUUUUACAUCUUUUCGUAGUCAAGUACGCAUAACACCUGGAGCUGUUGUCUGUUCCGAAUGUGAACUGUCUGGUGAGAUAAUUAUCGGUGCAAAUACUAUUAUUCAUCCAAAAGCUCGUAUAAUCGCUGAAGCUGGUCCAAUACAUAUUGGAUCAUUUAAUUUAAUUGAAGAACAGGUGGAAAUUGUGAAUAGAAUUCCUGGUUCCAUAAUGAAAAUUGGUGAUUACAAUGUGUUCGAAGUAGGAGCACAUUGUUAUGCUUUAGAAGUUGGUGAUAAUAAUGUUUUUGAAGCGAAGUGUCAUAUUGGAUCAAAUGUUAAAAUAACCCAUGGUUGUGUAAUUGGUGCAAUGUGUUCAAUGGAUUCCGGUGAAACAUUACCAGAAUGUACUGUUGUAUACAGUGACGAAGGUCAUCGUCGUAUUGCAACUGAACGUCCAGCUGCACAAACAUUACAAUUAGAUUUUCUAACAAAAAUUCUACCAAAUUAUCAUCAUUUAAUGAAAGCUAGUCGAACUUCCACACCAAAACCAACUGAAAAACAAUAACAUAUCCUACAUUUGUUUGUUUGUUUCUUUCUUAUCUCUUGUAACUGACUUAUUUGAAACGUUAUACAAAAUAGGUGGAAUGUUUAAUAAAUAUAAUCUCCUUUUAAACUUAUUUGUUAAUUUUGAAAUGGUAUCUGUUUUCUUGCCAAUAUACACUGAACUGUGUUAUUGAUGGUGUAAAGCAAUAAAUCUGUACAAAUAAAUAUUAAUAUUGUUUAGUUGUUGUUGUGUUUUUUUGGUAUAUUUUUGGUUACUUAAUCAAUAAACAAAUAAAUAAAUAAUUCAUAUCAGAAGGAUUUUUGUGAAUAUUAUAGUAGUUUCAGUGGUUGAGAUCAUGAGUCAACUGAAGCUAGACCACCAUAGAAAACCUGGAAGUGCUGGACGGCCGUUUCGUCCUAUUAAGGUUCGAAUCUCACGAGGUGGGAUCGUGGAUGCGCACCAUUGAGGAGUCCCACAACAGGACGAAAUGGUCAUCCAGUGCUCCCAGGUUUUUCAUGAUGGUCUAGCUUCAAUUGACAUAUGAUCUGAACCAUUGAAAUAAAUAAUCCACACAUUUUGUUAUUUGUCUUUUCUUUUUACUAAUUUAAAAUUAUUUAGUGUUCAGUGAAAUGCAAUUAUUGAACUAUAGAUAUUUCAUUGUCGAAUAGAAAGAUUUAGAUUAGCAUAGUUAGUGUGGUAGUUUACAUUACCGACUAGUCUAUUGAAUGAAUGAAUAAAACUUUUUUCCUUCUUUAUUUCAAAGCCCGUGAAAAGAUAUUCCAUGCACAAAUUAGUUCUUGUAUAAUGAAGAAUUGUCAUUCUUCAUUUCCCUUAAGUAACUGGAAGCUGACUAAUUAAUGCACUUAAUAAACCAAACGACUUGAAUUCAUGGUUCUUGUCUGAUAAAAAAAACUAAUUUCGGCAAGAAGAAAAGGGUGUUGCUCUAAUUACAUCCAGCUAAUAUAUAAUGGUUAUAGAAUUUUUAGCAUUUAUGUACAGUAGUAUAUAAAUUUUUUGUUGCUCUUAUUGAUUUUGUUAUUCCGUCGAAUCUAGUACCCGUUCGUAUUUCUCCUACUAUGCUUUAAAUGCAAUUGAUGGAAUGGUAUUAGUUUAUUUGUGAGAUAUUUUUGUCAUAUUAAACAUUGUUCGUUACUUACUCUAUGGCGUUUUGUAGAGACUGUUAGGUUUCCUAGAUUGCUUCACGAACUUAUCAAAGUUAGACAUCCAUCGGAAAUCUGGGAGCGUUGGUCAACUGUUUCGUCCCACUAUGGGACUCCUCGGUAUCGCGCCUCUAUAACACCAUCGGAAGUUAAACCCAAACCUUUGAGUCUCUCGGUGAUUGACUGGUCUCUAAACCACUGAAACGAGAGACCUGAAGAUGAUGAGCUUAAUCUUCGAUGAAGUCGCAGACGUACACCACUGAGGAGCUCCAUAAUAGGACGAAACCGCUGUCCAGUGUUUCUUGGUUUUCAAUAGAUGUUUAGUUUGUGGCUACAUUCAUUAGUUUCAUUAUUAAGGUUUCGAAUGCUUUUGUCAAACCACAGGUUUUUUAAUUUUUGUAUAUCAAAAAAAUAUUUAGAUACUCAUAUAAAACGUAAUGAAUACUCGACUCAUACCAGAUGAAACUAUAUCAGCUUUACCUGGAGAAAGUGGAAGUAUUGCUGAAGCAAUUGGACCCGUUGAAGGAUUAGCACAACCAUCCUCAGGAGAAACGGUAGAUCGGCGUAAUGCAAUCGCUUUAACUGCAGCUUUCAAUUUCACUGGUACAACACCAUCAGCUAAUGGCGCAACCAUGCAAGAAUACUUUGUACAAACAGUGGUUUCAUCUCCUAUUCAACAUGAAUUAUUAUUGAAUCGAUUGAAUGGUUUAUGCCGUGAACGGACAGAUUUCUGUGAUCAAGAAACUAUAUUCGAAAUAGGAAGUGAUAAUCGAACUGAUACAAAUAACCUUAUAGGUAUGAACAGAUCAUCUGGAAAUACAUCCGCUGCCGUUGGCGUCUUAGCUGCCACUGCAUCAGGUAGUGCAACUGUCACUAUACGUGUUCGUCGAAGUCUUUUAAGUAGAGUAAAUAAACCUGGUCGAGAAUUUUCUGUUCUACGAUAUUUAGGAGCCGUAGAAACUGAUAAAAUAAUUUUACGACGUAGUUGUCUUGAAAUGCCGGUUACUGGACCAAUCGUUAGUUUUCUAUAUGAUUUGGGAUUUGACUAUGAAUCUACGUUUGUUGCUGAAGGUCAAGAAUUUAUUCGUGGACGUGUGAAAGUUUUAGUUUAUACAGUUAAUGAAAUAACCAGCUUUCAAAGUAUUGCAACUUCAAACGCUAUGGGAUUUGGUUUCGAUGGACAGGGAUUAGCACCCAAAGAUUGGCGACGUUUAUGUUCUCGUAGUUGGAUGGUAGAGAUCAGUGUAGUUGGCAGUCCUGCUGAUGAUCAUUUACAAGAAGAAAUUACAGAUUUUGUUGAACUACUUCAUCCAAUUAUUGUACCAACAAAACUUGAUAGCAAUUUGUUUACUCGUAAAUGUUGAUAAUUUUGUGUGCUUUUCUUUUAUCUACUUUUUAUCGGGUUUUGUAUAAAUCGUUCAUAUUCUUUUUUUUAAAUUGCAUUCAUGUAUGUAAAAAUACAGAGUUUAUUGAUAUGUACAAAAAACACUUUUACACAAGUUGAAUUACAUCAAAAGACUGACAAUAAUAAGUAAAUUGCAUAAGGGUGUGGGAAGCCUUUAUUCUAUGCAAGGAUGAUAGUGUAUCUGGUCAACCACAACAAAGUGCUCGUUCUGGAUUUUGCUACUGGCCACUACAAAAUAUCAGUGAUGACAGCUGAGUCAUUUACAGAAAUGAAG